AUGCUAAAACGUAAGGAAAGCCUCCCCGGCGAUGCAGCGAUAGAACAAGUAAACGAAGCGUCUCACCCACCGCCCGCGCUCGAUUUGAACGAGUUCAUCGCCGCCUUCCAGUCCUAUCUGCUGCUCCAGUUUCCGCCCGCCUUUUUCGUCUCUAUGGUGUUCGUCGUCGGCUCCGUCGGGCUGUACGCGUUCUGGGGCUGGCUGGACGCGGCACACGGGACGAUCCUUGCCUGGGCCCAACGGCUGCUCUGUGUCUUCCUACAGCUCCAAAUCGCCGUCAAUGUCUGGGCAAUUCAGUCGCAGUCAUUCAAAGACGAUCCCGCCUAUCAGAUGAGGCGGUUGCCCGAUCUACCGCCGAUUCCCCUGCGAGAAUGCGGCAGUUGCAAAAGCUCAUUUCCGAUCCGCAGUUGUCACUGCCGUUUUUGUGGAAGGUGCACACUUCGUGCAGAGCGCCACCAACCUCUACUGGGGACCUGCGUCGGGGUGGCCACGUUGCGCUACCAAAUCGCCCUGUCCAUCCACCUCCUACUGCUCGGGCUCCUCUGCUCCUAUUGGGCAAUCCGCUACUGCUGGGACGACAUCUUCUACCUAGUUCCCGGCUCCCCCGAGUCGCUCACCGAGAUGUUCAUCGCCAUUCUCCACCUCAUGUGCCGAAUUGCAUCGAGCCCGAUCUCAACGGUGCGCCACGUCGUCACCUGGGUCUUUGUCACCCAUCUAAAUGAGUAUUUGGCCUUGAAAGCCCUGGUAUUGUCACUGAUUGGGUUGGCGAUUGGUGCCCUGGUAACGCUCGAGCAUGUCUACUUGCUCUAUCACGGUAUUGCGGCUAGUGAGAGGGCGCUACUGGCGUUUUGGAUCAAGGGAGACGACGAAAAAACGACAUUUGCUGAAAGGACCAAUUUCUUCCUGGGGUCCAACUUCCUUGCGGGAAUGCUUUGGCCACGCUUCUCGGAAGACGUCGAAUGGAAAGAGCCGUUUAUUGAAACAAUCGUCACUGCUCCGCUUCUCCAAAACCCGAAGAGCCGCAGUGAU
This is a messenger RNA of Mesorhabditis spiculigera, 1029 nucleotides long. NCBI's taxonomy places the organism in Eukaryota, Metazoa, Nematoda, Chromadorea, Rhabditida, Rhabditidae. The record is from the annotation of a GenBank genome assembly.